This is a messenger RNA of Neurospora crassa OR74A, 3340 nucleotides long. RefSeq lists its product as hypothetical. The record is from RefSeq and is a predicted model, not a curated record. NCBI's taxonomy places the organism in Eukaryota, Fungi, Ascomycota, Sordariomycetes, Sordariales, Sordariaceae. Bases 697 to 2982 code for a protein of 761 amino acids. The transcript is spliced from 2 exons.
UGCUAGCUUGGCCGCAUGAACUGCUGCCAACUGGCGCCCUUACCCAUCACUCGGAAACAGAGAAACAGAAAGAUCCAUCGGGUACGCGCUCAUUGCCUAUCCAUUGGUUGCCAUCAGGAGACAACAGAGAGGAAUGGCGUUCUGGAUGUGUGUUUGUUGGCACAAAAAAGGCUGGGAUGCCCAUGAUAGUCGAGGCCAAUUCAGGGGCACACCAACCUCAAGUAUUUUUACAGACUUUGUUGACUUUGCUUUUUUUCUUAGCAAUCCGCUCUCCGGGCGCCUCACCCGGUAUCCAGUACGUUCCGAGAGUCGACGACUACCUAUGUCAUCUAUCUCAUCCAGUGAUGCCAAAUGGCAUACAGCCAGCACAAAAAGCGCGGCUGCACGCCGUGAUUGGCUUCCCCGCGUACCAUACAGUGCCAUCCCAAUGGCUCAUCGCGAUGUGAAGUCGUCCUAGUUUUGACCUAAACAUGCCCGAGCCACUUUUUCAAAACCACUCAGGCCCUCUCCUUCUCGCAGGAUUCUUUAGUCCAUUCAGGGACCGCUCGGGUGAUUGGAUUUGCUGUCACCUUACGAUAUAUACUUGCUGGCACAAAGCGCUUUAGCCGGCACCCCUCCUUUUUUGUAUCCUACCCUAAACCAACGGAUUCCUUAUCGGUCACACACAAAAAGACAGAAAAGGAACCAUCAGUCACCAUGUCCAAAGAGCCAAGAGAGUCAAGCAGGCAUCGUCAGCCGCAUACUAGAAGGGACUCGUUAACUUCCGUUCUCUCGUGGGCAGGGUUACAGCCAAGAUCCAGCCCUACCAAGACACCCUCCACCUCAUCUUCCGAGCCAGCACCCACCUCACCAUCCCACCAUGGCCUGUCAAGAGGCCGCAGGCACAGCUCCAGUGCCGAUGAUAAAAAGAAGGCACGUAGACGCUCAAUGGCUUUACGGAGAUUCUCCAUAUCAGUCCCCGGUGCUGCCGCUGUCGACGAAGACAGUCUCACCAAGGCCAAGCUUAAAAAGGCCCCUUCCUGGACGCUGGACAAUAAGGCAUCGGAAUCUUCUUCCAGGACGCCCACCAAGGCCGCAUCAACAGACGCCGUCAACAAGACAACAACAUCCGCACCAACCACCUCGGACCAAAACACACCAGAAGUCAAAGAAGAAGCCUCUAACGGGGACCAUUCCGAAGAAAAAGCUAGCAAGGAGAAGCUUCCAGGCCAACAACAACCGUUGCCUCCCCCACCAAAGCCCAAGUCAAUUCUCCGAGUCGCCAGUCCAGAUGGGCGGAAACCACCACCACGCAAGAUCCCUUGCUUUUCGACCACGCUUCCAGAGUAUGACCCCAGGAAGCCCACAGCAGACCAUGCCUGUCUCGUGCCUCUACCGGACUCCAGCAUGACUUCCAUUACCGGCUCGGUAUCCUCUUCAGGAUCAUCCAUCUGCAGGCCUGAGAGACACGGAACCGCCACCGUCCGAUUUGCCACGGCAACGGUACACAGAGUUGAAGUAGGACCUGGACGUCGGUUCCUACCGGUGAAGCGCAAGAGCAAGAGCACAGUCACCUACAUCUCCCGCUUUGACGACGAAAACUCUCUGAAGAAGAACCUCACCAGCCCGACGAAGCAGCGAAGGCAUCGAGCGAACCAAGCAGCAAUGGGGCGGUACUGGCAGAGAACGGAAGAAGAGGAAGCUCUAGAACGAGAAGAGGCGCGCAAGAGAGCAGAACAAGAAGCCGAACAGUACCGAGCCGAGCCCUCCAGUCACCCUGAUCCGGAUUUUAUCAGCAAAAGCGGCACAACCCCACCCAGCCCGGAACUAGCGGCGAUGGACGAUAAGCUCGAGGAGAUAUAUGUGGAUGACGAGAAGCCGGAAUCUGACAGCCCAAGGAAAGCGAGAAGAGAUGCCUCUCCGGCUUCAUACAGGUCUUCAAGCCUCCAUCUGGUGUUGCCUGCGCCUGAGCCUGACACAGGCUUCCCGUGUGACGAUCUGACCCUGGAAGAGGAGCUGGAAGCACAGCAAGACAAUUACAAGACAGAGCUGGCACACAUCGGUUUCAAGACUGAAGCAGCAGAAACCCGAGACUGGCCUUUGGCUGAACUUGAAUCUGAACCAGGUCACCAAGAAGUCCAGACAUUGCUCGAGAUCAAGACACCAAGGGGAAUCGUCUUGUCACCUAUCGCGGAAGAAUUUGCCAUUGACGACGAAGAGGAAGACAGCGAGAGCGGAUGUGAAAGCGAUCACAAGCCCAUGGAAACCACCGAGAUCAACACAAACUACCAGGAACCUGAGGAACACAUACCGACAAUGCCCCCAACACCUCCAAGACAGUCAACCGCCUUACUACUUUCAGUAGAACCCGAACCAACCACCGCCCACGAAGACUUCACGGAUGACACGGACGAUACCUCAUCUCCAAGCUUACUCACCCCAGAGUCCCAAGACCACCAAAGCCAAGAAAAAUGGUCCAGCCCCCGCCUCCGUUCCGCCAUCUCUUCCAAGCGCCACAACACCCAUACCUCUGCCCACCACCUUCACGGAAAGCAUCAUUCUCCCCCUUCGCCCCCCGCCUCUCCACCCUUAGCAGCCACUAAACCCGCAACACCUCCCAAGAAACAACACCACCACCCCUCACCCAAACUGCCGGCAUUCACCAUCCCUAUUUUCAUCCCGAAAAUCACCAUUGGCGAGAAGGAUGAUAAUCAUAAACGGUCUUCUUCGUCAUCGUGGGUACAUAGAAGAUCGUCGUCUUCGUCCACUUCGUCGACGUCGUCAGCAGCGUCUGAAAAAGAUAAGAGGAGUGGGUCUCCAACAGGAAGAAAGGGCAAUAAUAGUAGCGAUAGGGACUCGAGUCCUGGGAGAAGUGGGAAUCGGUUGCACUUAUCGGGGAGGAGGAGGAAAAGCAGUGGGAGUGGGAGUGGAAGUGGGAGUGGAAGUGGGAGUCAUCAUGGGCAUCAGGGGGUGCAUACCUCUAAGCAGUCUAUUGCUGUCUAACUACACACGACCAACCACUCCUGGGCUAUACUCAAAAGAGGAUAGAUAUCAGCAAUAACCUUGAACGUUGGUUCGGUUCACACAAAACAGAAAGAUGGACAUCUAGGUCGCUCACAUAUCUGUCAUGUCUUUUCAAAUUCUUUUUCUUUUCCUUAAAUUGUCAAAAACGAAAGAAUGUAAUGAGUAAUGGUUUUAACUGUUGAGCAUCGAACUGGCAUCAUGUCAUGGCAUGGAAUAGGUAGUAUCCAUCCAUACAUAACAUAGCAUAGAUAGAAGGCAGCAUUAAGGGACAAAACCAAGAAUGGUAAUUGAAUCCCACAACGCAAAUACCGAGCGGACACAACAUGGAAUUUUCAGA